Molecule: messenger RNA, 783 nt
Organism: Prorocentrum cordatum
Lineage: Eukaryota; Dinophyceae; Prorocentrales; Prorocentraceae
Source: the annotation of a GenBank genome assembly
AUGAAGCGUCGGCCGCCCCGCGCGCGCACCCCCGGGGCCCUUGGUCGGGGCAUGGCGCCCUGGGCCGCGCGGCGACUCGCGCUGUGCGCGCAGCUGGCGGCGUGCGCGGGCGCCGAGGCGGCCUGCGGGUGCGCGUGCUGCCGCGCCUCCGUGCGCCCCCCGGCGCUGCAGGAGGCUGCUGGCGGCGAGCUGAUGUGCUCGCCCCUCACGGCCGAGGCGCCCGAGUCCGCGGACUGCCCCGAGACGUGCGACGCCGACGCCGUGGCCAGCGCCGAGGUGGUGGCCUACUCGCGCUUCUGCCUCGUCGCCUGCGCGCCGUCCGCUGGCGCCGGCGGGCCCUGCGGCCGAGCCCCGGGCGCGGGCGCGGGCGGCGCCGCGGGCGGUCGCCAGGCUGGGCGGGCCUGGCUCGGCGGCGGAGAGCAGGAGCUGGAGGCGGCCGAGGCGUCGGACGCCGAGGCGGCCGAGGACGACCCCGCGGCCGCAGCGGCGGCGCUGGGCGCCGCCGGCGCCGGGCUGCAGGCGGCGGAGAGGCACGCGGCGUCGAUGGGCGCGGCAGCGCUGGCCUCGUCGCAGGGCUCGCUGCGGGCCGAGCGCCAGCGCGAGAAGCUGGGAGGCGGCGCCGCGUCUCGGCUGUCGGCGGACGCGGCGAUGGCGCGGCGCCUGGCGGACGUGGCGCGCGGGGCCGCGCUGAAGGCCCGCGCGGAGCUGCGCGAAGCGCUGGCCGCGCCCGCGGAGGCGGCCGAGGCGGCGGCCGAGGAGGCGGAGCGCGAGGUGCGCGGCUAG